Molecule: messenger RNA, 802 nt
Organism: Pomacea canaliculata
Lineage: Eukaryota; Metazoa; Mollusca; Gastropoda; Architaenioglossa; Ampullariidae
Exons: 4
Coding region: 1-645 (214 amino acids)
Source: RefSeq, a predicted model, not a curated record
AUGGCCCACCCCAGCGCAACACCCGUCGACGACUCGGGCCCAACGAGGAUGCCUUGGUCGAGCGACUAUCACACACCGGCCCACAUACCCAUGGGAGGAAACCAGUCGCCUCCCAUCAUCUCUACCACAAGUACAAGCCUCUCUGGGUCCUCGUGUGACUAUGGGUCAGAAGAGGGCAGCUCAUCAACGUCUGGGUCAUGUUCACCCAAUGUGACAGUCACAAGACAGGCAUAUGUACAUAAGACAGACGUCGUCGUAGUAGCUAACCAAGCAUUUAUUUGCAAACACAGACGGAAAACCUCUGAUAAGCCUCGAAAAGAAUGUGAUACAACGACUGACGGGGUGGAAAGCAGAGACACUGCAGAGAUUGGUGAUGCCCCUACUGAGCAAACUAUAGGACCCACAGACGGAAGUGCCAUUCAAGGUGACGAGAUAAGAGAGGAAAAUCAACAAACCCCAAUUUAUGUGAUCCAAACUCCUCCAAGGGAGAUAUUGCAACCGGACAUAGAGAUCGGCCAUCACCAGCCUGCAAUAAAAAAUGGUGGAUGUGGCAAACACAAGGCAUCAGUUGUGUUGGUGAUCCUGGUACUGUGCAUGGCAGCUGCCAUUGCAGGCGUCAUUGCCUCGCAGUUGAAAGGUGAGUGAAAUCCGAUUUUUCUUUCCCUCUCAGUUCUUAAAUGCACGUGAUUCCGAUAUUCUAGUUUCGUGUUUAACUUCUGUUAGGAUGGCCUACGAAAACUACGCAGCCAAAUAAAAUAAACCAAAAGGGAGACAAGUCACCGUCAACUGCAUUAAUUUACAU